Pocillopora damicornis (cauliflower coral) is the source of this 2651-nucleotide messenger RNA. RefSeq lists its product as uncharacterized. Gene Ontology annotation, cellular component: nucleus; core mediator complex; mediator complex. The record is from RefSeq and is a predicted model, not a curated record. NCBI's taxonomy places the organism in Eukaryota, Metazoa, Cnidaria, Anthozoa, Scleractinia, Pocilloporidae. Gene Ontology annotation, molecular function: transcription coregulator activity. Gene Ontology annotation, biological process: positive regulation of gene expression; regulation of transcription by RNA polymerase II.
GGUUCUUGUUGAUCGACCGUCAUGUCUUGGUCUACCUCGCAUGGCGAAGGACAGGGUGAUAGCCUCUCUUGCUUGCAAACUCCAUGCAGCACUCGCCUCAAGAGAUUAAAACCCGCCUAGACCGUGUAGUAGAUACUGAUGGAAAUGUUUUGGACAUGCCGGCUGUUCUCGAGGCAGUGACGAUUUUAGAGCGCCUUCCCAUAACGAAAGAGGCUCUUGAGAAAACACGGCUGGGAAAGACAAUAAACCUUCUUCGAAAGAAAACAAAAAAUGAAGAAUUAGCCAAGAGGGCCAAAGGACUUGUAAAAAAGUGGCAGAAGUUGGUGAUAAAUCACCUUGAGACUCUACGCAAUGCAGACUCUCCGAUAAAUGGCAGUGGGUUGUCAUCACCACAGAUAAAUGGAACUGUUAGGGAUCCUGAGAAACCUGCCUCCCCAUCUGUUGACAGGGCAGGAAAAUCAAAAAUUCUUGAAGGAAAGAAGAGAGGGGUUAAAAGAAAACGUAAUAGUUGCUCCAGCUCAGAAAACUCUCCUGUUGUGUCCUCAAGAUCAGAUGAUUGUGAAAGUCAUCCUGGAACUCCAAAUUCUGGUUUACUGCCACUAAUCAAAGAUAUUCACAAUAAAGGAAAUAUUUCAUCAGUUUCUCCUUCUCAACCACCUACACCACAUAGUGGAGACAAAAGUACUUUAUCAUUACAGAGCCCUGGCGAUAGUAAUGUCCUCUCUGUAGAUUCAGGAAUUGAAUCCCAGCCAAGUGUCAAAACAUUGGAUGAAUUAAAUAGUGAGAGCACAGUAGCAACUAUGGAAUCAAGUUGGAAUGAUCAGUCAUCAGAUGUUCCAAUAAAUCUUCCUUGUAGUUCACAGAAAAUGUUUGAGAACCAAACUGACACAAGUGAGGGUGUUUUGUUACAAAUUAAUGAAACCUCAAGUGGAUAUAACAACAAGUCAGAUAGUGUUAGUUGUUCCCAUGAUGAAGACAAAAGGGAAGUGAACAUGUUGCCAGAACAUCCUGUUGAACAGGAAAUGCCCACAACACCUGUUGCCAAAGAAUUUGUGUUAGAUGUAAAUGUUGAAGCAAAUGGAGUUACCGGAAGAUUUGGUGAUGAUGGUGCUUGGUACGACUGGACGGAGGUUAUGCCUGCUGGGGAUGGUGUGCUACAAGUUUUACCUUACGUGAUACUUGAAUAAUCAAAUCAUCAACUCACUUUCUCAUUAAUAUUGUAUUUCAUUUUAUAGUCUAGAAACACUACUUCUACACUAUGUGAUGAGUAGUUAGUACCUGUGCCAACAAUAUGAAUGCAAUGAUGAUAGUUUCCUUGUUUAUAAGUUAACUUCAGUGUUGUGAUUGUUAGAUUUAAUGUCAAUACAAAAUGUUGGAUGCAACUUUGUUAGUUAUACUGUUUUCUGUUUGUCACUGGUUUCAGUCAAAAAUUAUUUAUUAUUAGUGCCACAGGUUAAGUGUUACUUAAUAAAAGCUGUUUGCCACCAAGCAAACACAAAAGUUAUGGAAAGGUUAGGAGCAGAGUGGUCUUAUUUUAGGAAAUUUUUUUUCCUGACUUUUCAAAUCAGGAUGUAUAACUAGAUGUAGAUCAUGAUGACAGUAACAAACAAGGUUUUAUACCUAAUAAAAUGGAAUACUGAGAGUAGAAUUUAAGUUUAGAAGGUUAUCAGAAGUUUGGAAGAUUUUCAAUUUCCACCCUAUUUGACCUUUUUGUAUGUAGCAGUGUUUCUUCCAGAUGUUGCAUUAAUUAAUUUGCAUCUAAUAUCAAUCAGCUUGAGUGGCAGUUACUUAGAAUUGCUCUGAGUUACUCCAGCCCUGUAUUUAAGGUUAGUUUGAAAGCCCAAUGUCCAGACAAUUUUCAGGUAGCUGUGUAUUAGUAAGCCAUUUUCACAGAGGGAAAAAAGUGCUUUAGCUGAGGGUGGAGAGAUUUAGUUAGAAAAGUUGGUUGGAAUAUUAUGGAGAUAGAUUGACUCUUUAUUUUCAUCCAACUUAAUGCACAAACCUUUCUUUUUCUAAUUUGUGUGCAAAUUUUAAUUUUUUCCCCUUAAAUUUAUUCUCCCUCAAUUGAUAUUUUUAUUUGAAAUUGUCUCCAUUACUAGCUUGACCUUCCAUCCUUUAAACUAUCCCCAUGCAUGCUCAUUCUUCCUGUUGAAAUGCAAAUAGUUACUUUAAUGUAAUACAGGUCUAUAUGUGACUUGUCAAUGAUAAUUACUUCAAAAUCAGUACAACAAAAGUACACAUUUGUAUCAGUAUUCCCAGUGCAUUUUAGGUUUAAAGUGCUCUUGGCAUGUAAAAUGGAUCAUGACAAAGUUAGUUGUGUAAUAUUACUAUACCAAAUUACAUUUUCAGAUAAUUUUUUUGAAUGGCGGUUGGCAUGAAUGUAGGUUGUACUGACCUGAUACUGUUUGUUUUUCUGUCCCUAAGGGCAAAAUGUAAACCAUUGAAUUUGCUUUUUUAAAAACCAAAAUUUGCAUUCAAUUGUUCAUGUACAGUUAGUAAAUUCCUAUCAAGCAUUACAAAGUUAAAGUUAAGAGUGAAAUCUUUACUGAUGCUUGCGACCAUGUAAAUAAUCCGUAACUAACUUCUGUAAAGGAUUUGAAAGAAGUGUAUUGAAGAUGAUUGCAGGUCAUUAAAACAAUUAAUUUCAUGUA